Messenger RNA from Erythranthe guttata (spotted monkey flower), 2548 nucleotides. RefSeq names its product ABC transporter of the mitochondrion 3 (gene ABCB25). Gene Ontology annotation, biological process: transmembrane transport; intracellular iron ion homeostasis. The record is from RefSeq and is a predicted model, not a curated record. Gene Ontology annotation, cellular component: mitochondrial inner membrane. Gene Ontology annotation, molecular function: ATP binding; ATP hydrolysis activity; ABC-type transporter activity. Lineage: Eukaryota; Viridiplantae; Streptophyta; Magnoliopsida; Lamiales; Phrymaceae.
AUUUUUUCUUUUUGUAAUUUCUCAUCAAAUGCAUUGAGACAAGAGGUGGAAAAAUGCAGGCCGCAUUUGCGUCAAGGUGCUUGAGGAUGAUGAAUCCCUCCGCCUCUUCUCGCUUUUUUAACCAUAUUUCGCAGGUAGCUCCGAACCCACCUCGCGUUUUGCUCCACUCCAAUCUGAGCUCCAUCUUCACCGGAGCUAGAAGUCUGUCAAGUCAACCUAGGUGGCGGAGCCCCGCCGGAACGACACUCGUUAAGAUCAAUGGAUUCCUCUCCGAUUUCCCCUCAAAACCUCCUCAAAACCCUGUUUCCCCUCCAAAUGGUUUUGCCUUGUUUUCGACAGAGGCAAAUCCAGCACCAAAGCAAGAGCAAACGGCGUUGUUGAAGAAAACUGGAGCUCCCGUCGAGCAAGUCACUGAUGCUAAAAUAAUCGCAACCCUUGCCAAGUACAUAUGGAUGAAAGAUAAUCUUGAAUUUCGGCUUCGAGUCAUUGCUGCAGUGGGCCUUCUGAUUGGCGCCAAAGUAGUAAACGUUCAGGUGCCUUUCUUGUUUAAGCUAGCUGUUGAUUGGCUGGCAACAGCCUCAGGCAAUGCGGGUGGGCUUGCUGAGUUUACGGCUGCUAAUUCUACUUCUUUAGCUCUUUUUGCUACCCCAGCUGCUGUUCUGAUUGGAUAUGGUAUAGCACGGUCAGGGGCAUCCGCUUUUAAUGAACUGCGAACUGCAAUUUUCUCUAAGGUGGCAUUGCGAACAAUUCGACAGGUUUCCGGGAAGGUCUUUUUACAUUUGCACAAUCUUGACUUGCGGUAUCACCUCAGUCGAGAAACAGGUGCUCUUAAUCGUACGAUCGAUCGUGGUAGUCGCGCUAUAAAUUUCAUUCUUUCAGCGAUGGUCUUCAAUGUUGUACCUACUGUAUUGGAGAUAUCAAUGGUGUCUGCUAUCCUUGCCUAUAAAUUUGGAGCACCUUUUGCAUGGAUUACUUCCUUGUCUAUGGCAGGAUAUAUAGCUUUUACAUUGGCUGUGACACAGUGGAGAACCAAGUUUAGGAAGGCAAUGAAUAAAGCUGAUAAUGAUGCUAAUACACGUGCAAUUGAUUCUUUAAUUAACUACGAGACCGUCAAGUAUUUCAACAACGAGACUUUUGAAGCUAAUAAAUAUGAUGAAUUCCUCGAGAGAUAUGAAGAUGCUGCCUUAAAAACUCAAAGGAGUCUUGCCUCUUUAAACUUUGGCCAGAGUCUGAUAUUUAGCACAGCUAUUUCAACAGCUAUGGUGUGGUGUUCAAGUGGGAUUAUGAAUGGCAAUAUGACUGUUGGAGACUUGGUCAUGGUAAAUGGGUUACUUUUUCAACUCUCUCUUCCACUCAAUUUCCUUGGAAGUGUGUAUAGAGAAACAGUUCAAAGUUUGGUAGACAUGAAGUCUUUGUUCCAAUUACUUGAGGAAAAGUCAGAAAUUGUAGACCAAGAUAAUGCCAAGCCUCUGAAAUUAAAUGGGGGAAGCAUUGUAUUUGACAACGUUCACUUCAGCUAUCUGCCAGAAAGGAAGAUCCUUGAUGGUAUAUCAUUUGUUGUGCCAGCUGGGAAAAGUGUGGCUAUUGUUGGAACUAGUGGAAGUGGGAAGUCAACCAUUCUAAGAUUGCUUUUCAGAUUCUUUGACACCCAUUCUGGAAGUAUAAAAAUAGAUGGUCAAGAUAUUAAGACAGUGACACUUGAGAGCCUUAGGAAGUCCAUUGGUGUUGUUCCUCAAGAUACCGUGCUGUUCAAUGAUACUAUAUUCCACAACAUUCACUAUGGUUGCCUUUCAGCAACAGAAGAGGAGGUAUAUGAUGCCGCUCGUCGGGCAUCGAUUCAUGAAACCAUAAUGAAGUUCCCGGAGAAAUAUUCGACAUUGGUAGGGGAAAGAGGACUUAAGUUAAGUGGUGGUGAGAAGCAACGUGUGGCACUUGCUCGUACAUUCCUGAAAGCACCUCCAAUAUUAUUAUGCGACGAAGCUACAAGUGCACUUGAUAGCACAACGGAGGCAGAGAUUUUAAAUGCACUGGACUCCCUGGCAACUAAUCGGACAUCAAUAUUUAUUGCUCAUAGGCUCACAACAGCAAUGCAGUGUGACGAGAUUGUAGUUCUGGAAAACGGGCGAGUAGUAGAACAGGGCCCACACGAUGUUCUUUUGUCGAAGUCUGGAAGAUACGCCCAGCUUUGGGCAACACAAAAUUCCAGCAUCGAUGCAAUAGAUGCAGCCAUCAAAUUACAGGCAUAACUUUCAGUCGGUAAAUAAGUACAUAUUUUUUAAUGGCUUCUGAUAAGUUAAUCCAAACUCGUGGAGGGAUUAUUUACCUUGUAAAUUCUGCAGGCCUCUAUCUAAAUCGAAUUGUUUCGAGUUAAAUUACAUUAUUGCGAGUUCAGUUUUGAGCCAAAACAUUAUUGCAAAUACUUCUUAAUCUUACUGUCCUUUUUCGUCUUAAUUGUUUUAAUUUUUUGUUCGGUUAUCUUAUCGUAUUUUCACUACCCGGUUUAUUUUGUACGUACUAUGUUUUAAUUUAUGUAAUUCCAAAUACAAUU